Messenger RNA from Mugil cephalus (flathead mullet), 2917 nucleotides. It is a transcript of the gene abhd3, whose product is annotated as abhydrolase domain containing 3, phospholipase. The coding region runs from base 128 to 1366 and encodes 412 amino acids. Gene Ontology annotation, molecular function: A2-type glycerophospholipase activity; monoacylglycerol lipase activity; glycerophospholipid phospholipase A1 activity. Lineage: Eukaryota; Metazoa; Chordata; Actinopteri; Mugiliformes; Mugilidae. The transcript has 9 exons. Gene Ontology annotation, biological process: medium-chain fatty acid catabolic process; phosphatidylcholine metabolic process; medium-chain fatty acid biosynthetic process. The record is from RefSeq and is a predicted model, not a curated record.
CCCCCCCUCAUCAGGUCCCCUUGACUGUCUCCUUCACACAGUCAGUGGGCUCGCAGGCAGACGCAGCUGAACCUACACCCGGGCUGGCCGCUGUCCUCGCAAUACGGGAGACACCAGGGACCUUGCAAUGAUCUCGCUUGACUUCAAUUUCAACAUUCUGACAAGGGACCUGUCGCAUUAUUUGGAGAAUCAAGUGAAAGUUGGGCUGUUCGGCUCGGGAGUCGGGCUGUCUCUGGUGCUGGGCUUUAGCGCAGCGUACACCUGCUACUAUUUGGUGUCAGUGGCAAAGAAGCCGCAGCUCAUCUCUGGGGGUAAGAAGUUCUGCCAGUUUCUGAGGGAGCAAUGUCCGGUGGUGUCAGAGACCUACUACCCCACCUUUUGGUGCUGGGAGAGCCGCAUCCAGACCCUGCUGAGACCCUUCGUUACAGCCAAGCCCGGGGUGGUAUACAGAAAUGAGCUUAUUAAGGCAGCAGAUGGAGGACAGAUCUCUUUGGAUUGGUUCGACAACAACGACAGCCUUUCUCAUCCUGACCCAGCGACCAGGCCCACAGUCCUGCUUCUCCCUGGACUGACGGGCACCAGCCGAGAGUCCUACAUCUUGCACAUGGUCCAGCAGAGCCGGGAUCUGGGUUACAGAUGUGUGGUUUUCAACAACAGAGGGGUUUCUGGAGAAACACUGCUGACCCCGAGGACGUACUGUGCGGCCAACACAGAGGACCUGGAGACCGUUAUCGAGCACAUCCAGAGGACCAAUGAAGCUGCUCCGAUCAUGGCCGCAGGAGUUUCCAUGGGCGGGAUGAUGCUGGCCAACUACUUGGGACGCAAGGGCCGGGAAACUUGUCUGAAAGGGGUCGUCGUCUUCUCAGCGGGCUGGGAUGUGUUUGAGUGCACCGCUUCACUGGAAAAACCUCUGGACCGUUUCCUCUUCAACUCCUACCUCACCAGCUGCCUACAAGCCUCUGUGCACAGACACAGACCGGUGCUUGAAAAGUGUUACGACAUCGAUCAUGUCAUGAAGGCAAAGACCAUCCGGGAGUUUGACGAGAGGUUCACCUCCAUAAUGUUCGGUUAUCCCACCAAUGACGACUACUACCGCGAUGCCAGUCCUGUCCACAGGCUGAAAUCUGUGCAGGUGCCAAUGCUGUGUCUGAACGCUGCUGAUGAUGUCUUCUCUCCGUCUCACGCUAUUCCAGUGGAUGCAGUGAAGCAGAAUCCCAACCUGGCCCUAAUUAUUACCUCUCACGGCGGCCAUAUUGGUUUCCUGGAGGGCCUGUGGCCACGACAGAGUACUUACAUGGACCGAGUGUUCAAGCAGUUUGCGAAGGCGGUCAUCGAACAAGGCAGCCGACUCAAGGACCUCUCCUGAUAAGACAAACUUAACAAUGUUCCUCUAGUUUUACGUCUUUAUUUCUCCUCUCUUAUUCAUUGUUUCUUCUCUGUCAUCCAUCUUUUCUUGCUGCAUUCCAUUGUUUCUUCGUUUGAUUUCUUAACACAUUCUUUUCUCUUACCUUCCUACCAUUGUCCCUUCCUUUGACCAUUUUUUCGUCUUUCAUCAUUCCCACCAUCCUUUUAUUCUUUCCAUCCUACCAACCCUGUUCUAGCUUUUUCCUUCCUUCCUUCCAUUGGCUUUGUUUUAUUUCCACCCUCCGUCCCUUUCUCCAUCCUGCCACAAGCAAAAAACAUCUUUCUUUCUCAUUUGAAGGGCACAUCUUAUCGAAUGCAGCGUUUGUGUUGCCUUCAACAUCCAUGUAUUUAUUCCAUGUAGUUAACAAAGCUGUGAUCAUGCUUUCAAAUUCUAGCUUGGCGCCUCACGUCCCCUCUGAACCACUAAAUGUGCGUCUGUGUUAUUUAGUUGCGUUAGCUAGCUAAAUAGUUCUGUGACUACCCCGUGCAAUCAUUUUCUUAUAAAGUCAACAGAGGUACUGUACACAAUACUCCAAUCAUUUGUCUUCAGAACACAUCCUUUAGUGCUUAAAUCACUAGAAGUUUUAGGCCUCAGGGAUUUUGUUUAUUUAAUCACAUUCUCUCCUUCCUGUGUAAUAUUGUUUUGUCAGUUAUCUUGAGUUUGUAUUUUUCCUCAAUCAUACAAAAGUUUGUGUUAAUUACCUGUUGGCAUAUAGCAGCAUCUGUCCUUUAAAGUUUGACUUUUUGGGAAAUUGUAUCAGAUAGUUGAGAUGAUUGAUUGCAUUUUCUGUAAAAUAUGAAGCUACUGCCACAAGGCGGCUAGCUUAGCACAACAUAAAGACUGGAAGCAGCAGCUAGCAAACCAGCCAACCAACCAACCAGCAGUUCUAAAACUCUGUAAAUACCCUGGUACAUCUCAUUUGUUUAAAGCAAAGGUGCGUUCAUUGCAUCCAUCACCUUUGAGUUCCUAGACUUCUUUAAGCUAAUCAGUGCCAGUUAAAUCCCUCAUGUUUUACAGCAUACAGGAGUUUUGAAUUCGGUGUCUGUUGUCACCACAACAACCAGUAGAGAUGUGUGGAUUAGUCUGUUAGUAGCUGUUAGAGCUGUAGUGUUGGAGCAUCCCUAACGAUGGAGAGCAGGGACUUGGAGUCUGAUGGAGAAACCUUGGUUACAGAUGUAACUCGGGUUCUAUGAGUUCAUAUUCUCUGGCAUUCAGGAACAAUAACAUAAAAUUAAUUAACCUGAGUUGAUGCAUGAAAACAUGCAACAACCAAAGACGUCCAUAUUAAAAUGCCCAACAUUACAACUGAAAUAAACAUGUUUAAAGCCUUUAUACAAAAAAAAAAAAAAACAGCUGCUGUUGCCAUAGCGGAAGUCACCAUUUAUGGCAAAUUUACAACCAGUAGAUAUUAAGAUAAGCCAGCUGUUAAAGCUUGAUUUAAGCUCGAGCCCGACGUAUGCUCCACUUUUUUGUCCAUUUUUGAAUAAGUUGGGACCUAGUCGAAGUCAGUCA